Messenger RNA from Chenopodium quinoa (quinoa), 498 nucleotides. RefSeq lists its product as uncharacterized. NCBI's taxonomy places the organism in Eukaryota, Viridiplantae, Streptophyta, Magnoliopsida, Caryophyllales, Amaranthaceae. The transcript has a single exon. The coding region runs from base 1 to 498 and encodes 165 amino acids. The record is from RefSeq and is a predicted model, not a curated record.
AUGGGCCUGCAACAAGCGGAGGACGAAAGUCUCCGAGAUUAUUUGACUCGCUUCAGCAACGAGUCAUCCAGAAUAACAAGUCUGGAUCAAAGCCUAGCCGUAUUUGCAUUACGGAAUGGCUUACAAGCUGGCAAAUUUUUAGAUUUCAUGGUCAUGCAUCCCCCGCAGACCCUGGAAGAAGCCCUCGACGCUUCGGAUAAAUUUAUCCGAGCUGAGGAAUGGAACAAGGCGAAGCUGCAAUCCCAAUCAGGGCUUGUGAAGCCAAAAGGGCAGCAGGCUGAAGUUCCAGUGUCAAGGAAAGGGAAGGCAAAAGCCUCAGAACCUCCCUUGGCCGCUGAGCCGAAGAAGGAUAAGGCUCCCUAUCUAGGGAAAUUUGAAUCUUACACCCCUCUCACCUUACCACGUACUAAAAUUUUUAGUGUGACGAGGGAGGAGGGAAGAUUCAGAAAGCCGAAGCCACCUCCUUCUUGGCAUCAAAAUAAAGGGAAGGACCUUUAG